Messenger RNA from Nicotiana tabacum (common tobacco), 1674 nucleotides. RefSeq names its product nuclear transcription factor Y subunit A-10. Gene Ontology annotation, biological process: regulation of DNA-templated transcription. Gene Ontology annotation, molecular function: DNA-binding transcription factor activity. The record is from RefSeq and is a predicted model, not a curated record. Lineage: Eukaryota; Viridiplantae; Streptophyta; Magnoliopsida; Solanales; Solanaceae.
GGCGUGUAGUUCCAUUCCAUUCCACUUGUAAACCAUCCUGUUGCCGUCUCUCUCCUCUCUUUCUCUUUAUCUCUCUUUCUGCUUGAAAUUGUACCGACAUGGCUCCUACCAAAUGGGGUUUGUCUUCUUGACCGUACAAUUACAGACGCCUUAAUUCUCCUACUACUACUAUUACUACGUAUUACAACUACUUCUGGCUGCAGGAACUUCCCUUUAGAUUUUCAAGAAAAAGGUGUUAAUUGCUUUUGAGGUUUGCAUUUAUGACCAUCAUGCAUACUCUAUUUUCCUCCAAAGGAAAUGAAGGGAUUGUUCAGAAUCCUGUUGCAACAUUGUCCACUACUGUUCCUUGGUGGAGUAGUGGCCUUGUCUCUCAAUCUUCAUCGGCGGAACACUCUGAGUUGCCAAAGGGGAAUGCAACUGAGUUCACUAUUUUCUCUGUAUCUCCUUCAGGUGAUUGGAAAUCUUCAGGAUAUGGGCAAAACCAAUCAAACAUUCAGGCUGUUGCUAAUAUGGACUAUCGAGGUCAAUUUGAGCUAGGGUUUGGUCAGUCCCUGAUUUCUGCAAAAUAUCCUUACGGAGGAGAGCAAUCCGUCGGAUUAUUUUCAGCUUAUGGUCCUCAACUUUCGCGCAAUGUACAAAACUCAACAGUGAAUGGGGCACAAACUCUUUAUGUGAAUAUGGGCCGUGUUAUGCUGCCGUUGAAUUUGGCCUCUGAUGAAGGCCCGAUAUUCGUAAACGCCAAGCAGUAUCAUGGGAUACUGAGGCGUCGUAAGUCCCGGGCUAAGGAAAUGGAGAAAAAAGCUCUUAAACCACGCAAGCCAUACUUGCACCUCUCUCGCCAUCUCCAUGCAAUGCGCCGACCUAGGGGCUGUGGUGGCCGCUUCUUGAACACGAGGAAAAUGAAUGGAACUAUGAAAGGUGGAAAAACCACAGAUACAGUUAAGACGGGUGACGUUUACAGUUUUUACCCCAUUGGAUCCCAGAAUUCUGAAGUGCUGCAGUCUGAUAGUAGCAAUUUGAGCUCACCUAAAGAAACAACUGGCAGCAGGCUCUGCCAUUCAUCAGAGGUCACUAACAUGUACUCUAGGAGAAAUCUUGAUCCUUUUCCAUUUCAGGACCUGAGGCCUUCGGUCCAGCCAAUACCUGACAUGAUGAAUACUGGACAUGGUAUUCUCAUGGCCGGUAAGUGGGUUUCAGCAGCAGAUAGCUGCUGCAACCUCAAAGUUUGAUAGCCUUGGCUGAGAACGGGGUUAGGUGUCACAAGUUGUUCCUAACCUCGUCCUUGCUGCAACCUAAUGCAAAUUCAUCGGAAUUUGAUCUUACCAGCAUUUGGUUGCUUGAAGGCAGUCAUCCUUGGCUAUCAAUGGGGCAGUUCAUCCUUGGCUAGCGUUAAGGCUGCCUCUUAUCAUUCUAUUGCUAUCGAGCAACAUGGAUGGUAAGAGGCGCUCCUUAAUGCACUUUAAUUUUCAGCAUUUGUAGGAUAAAUAAACAUCUUUUGGAUAAGAUGAUGAAGACCCUGUCAAUCGGGGCUGUGAUGUUGCAAUGUGUUUGGAUUACUGUUGUGAUUUUUGUUUGUGAAAAUACAGUGAUGCAUGAUUGAACUUGAUCCAGAUAAUGUGCAAAUUGGUGUGUUUUCAGACUGGGACAAGUUAAAUGUUUAUACUGUAUUUUGUA